This is a messenger RNA of Prunus armeniaca (apricot), 378 nucleotides long. The record is from the annotation of a GenBank genome assembly. Lineage: Eukaryota; Viridiplantae; Streptophyta; Magnoliopsida; Rosales; Rosaceae.
AUGGGUGGAUCAAGGGAGGUCGAUGAAGGGCCAAGUAACGGCAAAGGAGCACCAGAGCCGCCAUCGAUGGGAGAGAGAGGCGGCAUGGAGAGUGGGGAGGGCGAAGGGAACGAGGGAUCUGAAAGGGGAAUAAAAGAUAGAAGUUGGGCCGGGUCAACUUGGGCCGGAUCCGCUGAAGGUGAGGGUGGUAAGUGUGGGUUAGCUUGGGCCGGAUCUGCUGAAGGUGAGGGUUGUAAGUGUGGGUUAGCUUGGGCCGGAUCUGCUGAAGGUGAGGGUGGUAAGUGUGGGUUAUCUUGGGCCGGACGUGUGAGAGGAAAGGUGGGUAAAGACAGGUCUAACGUGGAAGGAGGAAUAGGCAGAGUGGUUGUGGGUGUUUGA